Messenger RNA from Conger conger (European conger), 942 nucleotides. RefSeq names its product olfactory receptor 4B13-like. The transcript has a single exon. Gene Ontology annotation, molecular function: olfactory receptor activity; G protein-coupled receptor activity. The record is from RefSeq and is a predicted model, not a curated record. Gene Ontology annotation, biological process: G protein-coupled receptor signaling pathway. Lineage: Eukaryota; Metazoa; Chordata; Actinopteri; Anguilliformes; Congridae. Bases 1 to 942 code for a protein of 313 amino acids. Gene Ontology annotation, cellular component: membrane.
AUGGAAAAUGUAUCAGCAGUGACAUCCUUCAUAUUCACAGCAUACACUGAAAUGGAAGAUCAUAGAUAUUUAUAUAUUUCAUGUUUUCUUUUUUUAUACAUUCUGAUACUAUUGGCCAACUCAGUUCUAAUCAUAGUAAUUUUCAGUGAGAAAGGACUGCAUAAGCCCAUGUAUUUAUUUAUUUGCAAUUUAGCAGUAAAUGAAAUUUAUGGCAGCACAUCUUUACUACCAUCAAUAAUGAAUCAUUUAGUGUCUCAUAAUUAUGGAAUUUCUCUAACUGGUUGUCUUUUACAGAUAUUUUUUGUCCACUCUUAUAAUGCAGUUGAAUUUACUAUUUUAGCAGUGAUGGGCUAUGACCGGUAUGUUGCCAUUUGUCAGCCAUUACACUAUCACCAAUUAAUGUCUCACAGGAAAAUGUGUAUCCUUAUUGCUUUAUCCUGGGUUUAUCCAAAUAUUUUCUUUGGAUUUUAUUUUAUAUUAACUAUACAACAAACAUUCUGUGGCAGAUUUAUAGAGAGAGUGUAUUGUACAAAUUUUCCCUUAGUCAGACUGUCUUGUCUUGAUACGACUCUUCAUAGCAUAAUUGGACUGGCAUUUUUUUUUGUUUUACCUGGCCCUCAGAUUUUUAUGAUACUAUUUUCCUAUGCCCAAAUACUCAGAAUCUGUCUGCUUGCUUCUAAGGAAUCUCAGGCCAAAGCUCUUCAAACAUGUACCCCGCACCUACUGGCUGUGAUUAACUAUGUGUUUGGAGUAUUAUUUGAGAUCAUUCAAAGUCGUUUCAACAUGACUCAUGUAGCUUAUAAUGCUCGCAUAUUCAUGUCCCUUUACUUUUUGAUAAUCCCUCCACUUUUUAAUCCUCUUAUUUAUGGAAUUAGCAUUCAAGCAAUCAGGGUCCAGAUUUUCAAACUGUUUAGUGGUAAAAAAGUAAAUAAUCUCCACUAA